CUUUUAAAUGACUCGUCGCGGAAAUGGACCGGCGUCGUUUGGACUGGUUCUCGAGUACCUCGUCAGCGCCGGACUCUCCAAGCCGUCACCUCUCGGAACCAAGAGCUCCUGUCGACAGGUCAUUCUUUCAAAUUGGCCGUUCCCUCCAGGUAAAGAUGUCCAACAAAGCCACAAGUGAGGAUGAAAAAUUCCUCUUCGUCGACAAGGACUUGCUGAACAGCCCGAUGGUCCAGGCCGACUGGUCUGCCAAGAAGCUCGUGUGGAUUCCGUCAGAAAAGCAUGGUUUUGAGGCGGCCAGCGUCAAGGAGGAGCACGGCGACGAGGUGCUGGUGGAGCUGGCUGACAACGGCAAAAAGGUGACGGUCAACAAAGAUGACAUCCAGAAGAUGAACCCGCCAAAGUUCAGCAAGGUGGAGGACAUGGCGGAGCUCACCUGCCUGAACGAAGCCUCUGUGUUGCACAACCUGCGGGAGAGGUACUUCUCAGGACUCAUUUAUACAUAUUCUGGCCUGUUCUGCGUGGUGGUCAAUCCUUACAAGAUGCUGCCCAUCUACUCAGAGAAGAUCAUCGACAUGUACAAAGGGAAGAAGCGUCAUGAAGUCCCUCCUCACAUCUACUCCAUAACCGACAACGCCUACAGAAACAUGAUGCAAGAUCGCGAGGACCAGUCCAUCCUUUGCACUGGGGAGUCCGGUGCUGGCAAGACAGAGAACACCAAGAAGGUGAUCCAGUAUCUGGCUGUCGUAGCCUCCUCACACAAAGGCAAAAAAGACAGCAGUGCACAACAAUCAGGAACACAGUUGGCCUAUGGGGAGCUCGAGAAGCAGCUCCUGCAAGCCAACCCCAUUCUGGAGGCCUUCGGAAAUGCCAAAACAAUCAAAAACGACAACUCUUCUCGAUUUGGUAAAUUCAUCCGCAUCAACUUUGACGUCACUGGAUACAUUGUUGGAGCCAACAUUGAGACUUACCUGCUGGAGAAGUCUCGCUGCAUCAGACAAGCCAAGAUAGAAAGAGCCUUUCACAUCUUCUACUACAUGAUUGCUGGCGCCAAGGACAAGCUGCGAGAGGAGCUUCUGCUGGAGCCGUUCUCCAACUAUCGCUUUCUGAGUGCUGGCCAUGUCCAGAUCCCCGGCCAGCAAGACGAUGAGAUGUAUGACGAAACCAUGGAGGCCAUGAAGAUCAUGGGCAUCACAGACGAGGAGAGAAUAGAUAUACUGAAGGUUUGUUCCACAGUCAUGCAAUUGGGCAACAUUGAGUUCAAGAAGGAGAGAAACCAGGAGCAAGCAACCAUGCCAGACAACACAGCUGCACAGAAGGUGUGUCACCUGCAGGGUAUCAAUGUGACGGACUUCACCCGUGCCAUCCUCACUCCUCGAAUCAAAGUGGGCCGAGAAGUGGUGCAGAAGGCUCAGACCAAGGAGCAGGCUGACUUUGCCGUGGAAGCUUUGGCCAAAGCUGUGUUCGAACGACUGUUCCGCUGGAUCCUGGCCCGCGUCAACAAAGCCCUGGACAAGACCAAGCGCCAGGGAGCGUCUUUCUUGGGAAUCCUUGACAUCGCUGGCUUUGAGAUCUUUGAGGACAACUCUUUUGAGCAGCUCUGCAUCAACUACACCAACGAGAAGCUGCAGCAGCUCUUCAACCACACCAUGUUCAUCCUGGAGCAGGAGGAGUAUCAGAGGGAGGGAAUCGAGUGGAACUUCAUCGACUUCGGCCUCGACUUGCAGCCCUGCAUCGAGCUCAUUGAGAGGCCAAACAAUCCUCCCGGUAUUCUUGCUUUGCUGGAUGAAGAAUGCUGGUUCCCCAAAGCCACUGAUGUGUCAUUUGUGGAGAAACUCCUGAACACACAAGGAACUCACUGCAAAUUUGCAAAACCCAAACAGCUCAAAGACAAAACAGAGUUCUCCAUUCUCCAUUAUGCUGGGAAGGUGGACUACAACGCCACCGCCUGGUUGACGAAGAACAUGGACCCUCUGAAUGACAAUGUCACAGCGCUGCUGAGCAAUUCCUCCAGCUCUUUUGUUCAAGAUCUCUGGAAAGACUCUGACAGAGUGGUGGGUCUGGACACGCUAGCCAAGAUGUCCGACAGCUCAAUGCCGAGUAGCUCAAAGACCAAGAAGGGAAUGUUCCGCACAGUGGGGCAGCUCUACAAGGAGUCUCUGGCCAAACUCAUGACCACGCUGCACAACACCCAGCCCAACUUUGUCAGAUGCAUCAUUCCCAACCACGAGAAGAGGGCAGGGAAGCUUGAUGCCCACCUCGUCCUGGAACAGCUGAGGUGUAACGGUGUGUUGGAAGGGAUCAGAAUCUGCCGACAAGGAUUUCCAAAUCGAAUUGUCUUCCAGGAGUUUCGUCAGCGAUAUGAAGUCUUGGCUGCCAAUGCAAUACCCAAAGGAUUUAUGGACGGGAAACAGGCCUGUUGUCUCAUGAUCAAGCACUUGGACCUGGACCCAAACCUCUACCGAAUCGGACAGAGCAAGAUCUUCUUCCGUACAGGAGUCCUGGCACAGCUGGAGGAGGAGAGAGACUUGAAGAUAACAGUCAUCAUCAUCGCUUUCCAGGCUCAGGUCCGAGGAUAUCUGGCCCGAAAGGCGUUCAGUAAGAGACAGCAGCAACUUACUGCCAUGAAAGUCAUUCAGAGGAACUGUGCAGCCUAUCUCAAACUCAGGAACUGGCAAUGGUGGAGACUCUUCACCAAGGUCAAGCCUCUCCUCCAAGUCACCCGACAAGAAGAAGAGAUGAGCUUGAAGGAGGAGGAGCUGCAGAAGUCCAAAGAAAUCGCAGUGAAGUUUGAAUCGGAACUCAAAGAGAUCACAUUGAAGCACACUGCGGUUUUGGAGGAGAGAAAUGCCCUGCAGGAGCAGCUGCAGGCCGAGACAGAGCUGUAUGCUGAGGCAGAGGAGAUGAGGGUGCGACUGGCAGCUAAGAAGCAAGAGCUGGAAGAAAUUCUACACGAAAUGGAGGCUAGACUUGAUGAGGAGGAGGAACGUGCUCAGUCUCUUUUGGUGGAUAAAAAGAAGAUGCAACAACAGAUGCAGGAAUUGGAGGAGCAUUUGGAGGAAGAGGAGGACGCACGUCAAAAGCUACAGCUGGAAAAAGUAACGUGCGAGGGGAAAAUCAAGAAGCUGGAGGAUGAUGUGCUGGUGAUGGAGGACCAGAACAACAAGCUGCUGAAGGAGAGGAAGCAUAUGGAAGAGAGGAUCGCCGACUACAGCACCAACCUAGCUGAAGAGGAGGAGAAGUCAAAGAAUCUCACCAAGCUCAAGAACAAACAUGAGUCCAUGAUCUCUGAGCUGGAAGUCCGCCUGAAGAAAGAGGAGAAGAGUCGACAGGAGCUGGAUAAGGCGAAGAGGAAGUUAGAGGCCGAGUCCAAUGAUCUUCAGGAGCAGAUAGCAGACUUGCAGGCACAGAUUGCUGACCUCAAAGCCCAGCUGGCCAAGAAGGAGGAGGAGCUACAGAACGCCCUAGCCAGGUUAGAAGACGAGACUGCUCAGAAGAACAACGCUCUAAAGAAGAUCCGGGAGUUGGAGGGACACAUCUCAGACCUACAAGAAGAUCUGGACUCUGAAAGAGCAGCCCGGAAUAAAGCUGAGAAGAUCAAGCGAGACCUUGGAGAAGAGUUGGAGGCUCUCAAAUCUGAGCUGGAGGACACUCUGGACACCACGGCGACCCAACAGGAAUUAAGAGCCAAGCGUGAGCAGGAAGUGACUCUCUUGAAGAGGGCCAUGGAUGAGGAGAACAGAACUCAUGAGGCUCAGGUCCAUGAGAUGAGACAGAAGCACACUCAGGCUGUGGAGGAGCUGACGGAGCAGCUGGAGCAGUCCAAACGAGUGAAGUCAAACCUGGAGAAGGCCAAACAAGCUCUGGAGAAGGAGACGUCAGAAUUAACCAUGGAGGUGCGCUCGCUGGUGCAGGCCAAACAGGAUGGCGAGCACAAAAGGAAGAAGUUGGAAGGACAGGUGAACGACCUGCAGUCCCGCCUCACCGACAGCGACAAGCAGAAGGCUGAGCUGGGAGAGCGCUGCUCCAAGAUCACGGUGGAGCUGGAGAGCGUGACUAACCUACUGAAUGAAGCGGAAGGAAAGAACAUCAAGCUGAGCAAAGAUGUUUCCAGUCUCAGCUCACAGCUGCAGGACACUCAGGAGCUGCUGGCUGAGGAGACGCGUCAGAAGCUCCAGUUCUCCACAAAGCUGAGGCAAGCAGAAGAUGAUAAAAACUGUCUACAAGAGCAGCUCGAGGAGGAGAUGGAGGCCAAGAGAAAUGUGGAAAGACACGUGUCCACCCUGAACAUCCAGCUCUCUGAUGCAAAGAAGAAGCUGGAUGAAAUGUCAGGGAACAUCGAGCUGCUGGAGGAAGGUAAGAAGCGUCUUCAGAGGGAUCUGGAAGCGGCCAACACCCAGUUUGAGGAGAAGGCCUCAGCGUAUGACAAGCUGGAGAAGACCAAAAACCGUCUGCAGCAGGAGCUGGAGGACACUUUGAUGGACCUGGAUAACCAGAGACAGAUCGUCUCAAACCUGGAGAAGAAGCAGAAGAAGUUUGACCAGAUGCUGGCUGAGGAGAAGAGCAUCUCCAGCAAAUAUGCAGAUGAGAGAGACAGAGCAGAAGCUGAGGCCAGAGAGAAGGAGACCAAAGCUCUGUCUCUGGGUCGGGCACUGGAGGAGGCGCAGGAUGCCAGGGAGGAGCUGGAGAGAGCCAACAAGGCUUUGAGGCUGGAGAUGGAAGAUCUGAUCAGCUCCAAAGACGAUGUUGGAAAGAACGUGCACGAGCUGGAGAAGUCCAAGCGAGGCCUGGAGGCUCAGGUGGAUGAGAUGAAAACGCAGCUGGAGGAGCUGGAGGAUGAGUUGCAGGCGGCCGAAGAUGCCAAGCUGCGUCUGGAGGUCAACAUGCAGGCUCUGAAGGCCCAGUUCGAGAGAGACCUGCAGGGGCGGGACGAGAUGGGAGAGGAGAAGAAGAGGCAGCUCAUCAAACAGGUGCGGGAGUUGGAGACGGAGUUGGAGGACGAACGGAAGCAGAGGACAGUUGCUACAGCGGCCAAGAAGAAGCUGGAAGGAGACAUGAAAGACCUGGAGGGGCAGAUUGAUACGGCCAAUAAGGGACGAGAUGAGGCCAUUAAGCAGCUCCGCAAGCUGCAGGCUCAAAUGAAGGACUUCCAGAGGGAGCUGGAGGACGCACGAGCUGCGCGAGAGGAGGUGCUGACCACUGCCAAGGAGAGUGAGAGGAAAGCCAAGAGUCUGGAGGCCGAGCUCAUGCAGCUGCAGGAGGAUCUGGCAGCAGCUGAGAGAGCUCGGAAACAAGCGGAGGCGGAACGAGAUGAGCUUUCAGACGAGCUGGCCAGCAACUCAUCUGGAAAGUCGGCUCUGGCCGAUGAGAAGCGCCGCCUGGAAGCCAAGAUCUCGCAGCUGGAGGAAGAGCUGGAGGAGGAGCAGGGCAACAUGGAGCUCAUCAACGACAGGCUGAGGAAGAGCACGCAGCAGGUGGAUCAGCUGACCAACGAGCUGCAGACGGAGCGCACCACUGCGCAGAAGAACGAGAGCGCCCGGCAGCAGAUGGAGCGCCAGAACAAAGAGCUGAAGGCCAAACUCCAGGAGAUGGAGAACCAGGUCAAGUCCAAGUUCAAGUCCUCCAUCUCUGCCCUGGAGGCUAAAGUGGCUCAGCUGGAGGAGCAGCUGGAGCAGGAGAAUCGGGAUAAGCAGACGUCCGCAAAGAACUUGCGCCAGAAAGACAAGAAACUGAAGGACCUGAUGAUGCAGGUGGAAGACGAGAGGAAGCAGUCGGAGCAGUACAAAGAUCAGGCGGAGAAGGCAAAUACUCGCAUGAAGCAGCUGAAGCGGCAGCUGGAGGAGUCAGAGGAGGAGUCUCAGCGUGCCACAGCUGCACGCAGGAAGCUGCAGCGAGAGCUGGACGAAGCCACCGAGGCCAACGACGCCAUGAGUCGAGAAGUCAACUCCCUGAAGAGUAAACUCAGGCGUGGAAACGAGUCCUCCUUCGCCAGCACACCUCGGCGAACAGGCGGCGGCCGAAGAGUGGUCGAGGAUGCCUCGGAGGAGGAGGGCGACUCCCAAAACGACUUCAACGGAACCAGGUCUAUGGAUUAGCAGCCCAAGACAACGCCAUCACCAGACAUCAUUUUGACCGAUCGGUUUUCUGCGAGCACUUUCCUUGACACAAAGCGAUAACAGAGGCUCUGCUGUUUUAACACCUCUUUAACACUGUUUUUAACCGCACUGAUGAUUUUGUUAAACAAGGGUUGCUCUAUAAAAGGUGCCUCUAAUUAACCAGCCUGCGAAGCCUCCACACAUCUGUUGGAGUGUCGACGUCCCCCUUGUCGCCUGUGACUGCUGUCCAUGUUUCACAGCAGCACUGAGCCAGAUUAUUAUCCCGUAACCAUCUGUCCGUCAGUGCUGCCUCAGUUAUCCAACUCAUCACCAACUAUUAAACUACUGCCACCUUUGUUCAUGUACAAAUAUUUAGAGACACUUCAACCUGCUAGCUUGUUGGCGACACAUUUGUCCAGCUGAGAACCCCCCCCCAAAAAAAAAACAAAACAAAAAAAGUUUGUCCAUGUGUCACUUCUUGUAUACGAUGUUGAAACACCUGCACACCGAAUAAAAAAAAUUCAAAAAUAAAAAAGCGACAAAUCAUUUUCACCGUUUAAUGUUUCCAUAUCUUGGUCAGUAAGAUCAGUCAACAGAAACUGUUAAUGAUUCAGUGUCUCAGGCACGUUUACAGUCCAGGCGUCACAGUGUUUACGCAUUAAAUACACAUUAGCUCAAGGUAAGGAGAGCAGAAACCAUGAGUUUGUUAGACUUCAGCUGCUUAAAGAUACUUGGAUUUAACCUUGCUGGAUGGCAUACCACUCGAUAACUGCUACAUUUCUCUGCUCUCGCUAUUCAACUACACGGCAGGAGAUACUGAUGUUAGCUACACGACGAUUUACACAGCAGCUUUUUCGACAUAGCGUUGAUUCGGCUUUACACCACCGAGUCACAGGAUGUGACGGAUUUAUCAAGUAUUCCCUUUCCAAAGUCAAGGACAGAGGGGAGUGAGG
Messenger RNA from Synchiropus splendidus (mandarinfish), 7045 nucleotides. RefSeq names its product myosin-11-like. Bases 24 to 6092 code for a protein of 2022 amino acids. Gene Ontology annotation, molecular function: actin filament binding; ATP binding; cytoskeletal motor activity. The transcript has 42 exons. NCBI's taxonomy places the organism in Eukaryota, Metazoa, Chordata, Actinopteri, Syngnathiformes, Callionymidae. Gene Ontology annotation, cellular component: myosin complex. The record is from RefSeq and is a predicted model, not a curated record.